Messenger RNA from Sebastes umbrosus (honeycomb rockfish), 5838 nucleotides. RefSeq names its product RAB11 family interacting protein 4 (class II) a (gene rab11fip4a). Gene Ontology annotation, molecular function: calcium ion binding. Gene Ontology annotation, cellular component: midbody; endocytic vesicle; recycling endosome membrane. The transcript has 15 exons. Lineage: Eukaryota; Metazoa; Chordata; Actinopteri; Perciformes; Sebastidae. The record is from RefSeq and is a predicted model, not a curated record. Bases 273 to 2081 code for a protein of 602 amino acids. Gene Ontology annotation, biological process: regulation of cytokinesis; endocytic recycling.
GUACCUCGUGUUAUUUCGGCGGGUGGCACCUGGGUUAUUAUUUGGCAGCCGGUUUGUGACGCAAUGCCUCGUGUCCUACUCGUAAAUCAUCGCCCUUUUCCGUAACUUCUCGCGCCUCUUGAACAAGCGACGCUGCUGAUGUCACAGAGCAGCAGCAGCAACAGCAGCAGCAGAGAAGGAGGUGAAUGAUGAUGAUGAUGAUGAUGGCGACCGUCAGAGCGGCUCUUUAACAGAAUAAAGCUCCAUCUCCCGCCGCCGGAGCCAGCUGUACGAUGGAAGGACGCUUCGCUCCGGACCAGGAGCAGCUCCUCCAGUUCCUCCGGAGGCUCAAGGAGGUUUUCGACGUGUGUGACGAGGAUGCUGACGGCUUCAUCCGGGUGGAGCACCUGGUGGACCUCGGUCUGCAGUUCGGUCAAGGAGACGAGGUGAAGAAGUUAACCAGGUACCUGGAUCCUAAUGCUCACGGGAAGAUCAACUUCAAAGACUUUUGCCACGGUGUGUUCGCCAUUAAAGGUUGUGAGGAGAUUCUGAAGAUGGCUGUGGGUCCUCGUGGUGUUACCUCUAACCAGCCGUCUGUUACUGACAACGGUUACAUCUACCAGAACGGUGAGGCCAAGCUGGGCCCUCCCAUCAUCAUGUGUACACGCUCCUACCCAGAAUGCAGUGUGUAUGGCGAGGGUUGUGGUGCUGACGGGGAGUGUGACAUGGAUAGCAGCGCUGAAAACGGCAGCAGCUCCGACUCUUUGGAUCCAACACGGCGAGACGGCCACCUGAUUGGCUCGGCGUCUGCGUCAGUCAUCUCCGGGGAGGAGCAGUUUGAGGACUACGGUGAGGGGGAGGAUGUGGACUUUACUCCCAGCAGCCCUUGCCCUGAAGAAGACACCAGAACAAAUGGCUUCUCAGACCUGGGAUCCUCCCUUCCCUCCAGUGCUGGGCAGACUCCUCAGAAGAUGCGUCAACUGUACAACAGUGAGCUGCUGGACAUCUACUGUUCUCAGUGCUGCAAGAAAGUGAAUCUCCUCAACGACCUGGAGGCUCGACUUCGAAACCUCAAGGCCAACAGCCCUAAUAGAAAGAUUACCAGCACAGCAUUUGGACGCCAGCUGUUCCAGGCCAACCACAGUGUGUUUGGGUCCAGUCAGGGCAGCAGCACAGAGGACCUGUUCACGGACAGCAUCGACUCCUGCGACCUCGAUAUCACAGAGAAGGUCAGUUAUCUGGAGAAGAAGGUGACGGAGUUGGAAAGCGACAGUCUGGCCAAUGGUGACCUCAAGUCCAAACUCAAACAGGAGAACACACAACUUGUACACAGGGUGCAUGAGCUGGAGGAGCAGGUGAAGGAUGCAGAGACCAGGGCAGACCAGAGUCUGGAGGAGGAGACCAAGAGACACCGGGAGGUGUACAGCAAGAUGGACAGGGACCGGAACCUCGAGAUAGACCUGCUCUGUAACAGGGUACAGCUGUUAGAAGAAGAGAAUGGAGAGAUGAAGUUAAACGUAUGCAGACUCAAGUCACAGACUGAGAAACUGGACCAGGAGAAGCAGAGGAUGACAGACAAGCUGGAGGACACCGGUCUGAGGCUGAAAGACGAGAUGGACCUCUACAGGAAGAUAAUGGACAAGCUCUGGCAAAACCGCCAUGAGUUUCAGAAGGAGAAAGAGGCCAUGCAGGAGCUCAUCGAUGAUCUGCGCCGGGAGCUGGAGUAUCUGCAGCUGUUUAAGCUGGAGAUGGAGCAUCCAGGACAGGGCAAGGGUCUGUCUGAGUUCAACGCCAGGACCAGAGAGCUCGAAAUGGAACAUGAAGUCAAGAGACUGAAACAGGAGAACCAUAAGCUGCGGGAUCAGAACGACGACCUGAACGCUCAGAUUCUCAGUCUGAGUUUGUACGAGGCUAAGAACCUGUUCGCCUGUCACACCAAGGCCCAGUGCCUGGCAGCGGAGAUCGACAACGCAUCCCGGGAUGAGCUGGUCGAUGCUCUGAAGGAGCAGGAGGAGAUCAACCUGCGUUUACGGCAGUACAUGGACAAAAUCAUUCUGGCCAUCCUCGACCAUAACCCCUCCAUCCUGGAGAUCAAGAGUUAGACACCUCACACAUGCACGCACGCACACACACACACACACACACGCACGCACGCACGCACGCACGCACGCACGCACACACACACACACACACACACACAUACACCGUUGUAUUUCUGUAGUUGUGGGGACCUUCCAUUACCUGGCUAUUAGCUCGUACCUUGAAGUUCUAAUCCUUCUGGUUUUAGUCCUGGUUGAUUGGUUCCUGGUGGGUAACCGCAGCAACCAGCAGCGGCUGUAUUCGUUCACAGUGCAGACAAACAUACUCAUGUUGUUCUGGACAAGAAGUCAGUCACUAACCGUUUCAUGAGCAGCUGCCAUCACAGUUCAUGCUGCAUACGCCUUGUAAGAUUUCUAUGUCUUGUUUUGUAGACCAAUUUCUCAAUUUCUGAUGGAUGAUCAGGUUUAGUGGUAAGCUGCGUUUUCUGACUUCUUCACAGUAAAUGUGAACCAGCAGCAGGAGGAAACGUCGAUUAGCAUCACUAUCAGCAGUAACACUGGAUUACAUGCUGCAUUGCUUCCUGUCCAUCCCUUCUGCGUGUGAAGGCAAUCUGAGUCCAGCGAGGGAACGGCGGACUCCGCCACUAACAGUAAGAACUGCUAGAUAGAGAGAUAAUUACCGAAUGUGAGUACAUUAAAUGGCUAUUGCUGAAAAAAUGCUGACCGUGAAUAAUAUCAAAAACGUUUUUUCCUUCCUGAUACCGACAGCUGAACUUGCAGUAUCAGCCAAUACGAGUCCCGAUCCGAUACCAGCGGGAUAAAAAAAAAAAUAGUUAUUAUCCAUCCAUCCAUCCAUCAUCUGUAACUUCUUAUCCUGUUCAGGGUGGCGGGGGGGCUGGAGCCGAUCCCAGCUGACAUUAGGUGAAGGCGGGAUACACCCUGGACAGGCCAUAGUUAUCAUUAUUAUUAUUAUUAUUAUUAUUAUUAUUAAUAUUAUUAUUAUUAUUAUUAUUUAAAAGCUGUGACCAACUACCUACAGUCAGUUCUUCUUCUCUGCUCUAAAACAGUAGUAGCCAGUGGCAGCCAUGACUCCAGGCCGACAGCACAGUGAAGACUACCGUUCUGGAGCAGAGAAGAAGAAUUGAUUUCUGUUUAAACAUGUUGAUUUUUUUCUGGAUUAAUAAAUUAUGCUGUCGGAUCGGUGCAUAGACUGGCAAACUCGCCGAUACCCGAUCCAGAAUUUUGGGCAGUAUCGGAUGCUUUCCGGUACUGGUAUCGGUGUCACUAUCGGAACGACUCGGUCAAAAACAGAAAAUCUGAAGGAUUCUAACUUUAAACUGGAGCCUAACUUCUGAAUGUCCUAAAUGUUCUCACUCUUACUGACAGAUGUAGUUCCACGGGUUCACACACACUCUGUAUAUCUGCACCACCACAGCAGAGCAGACCAUCUUCAUAUCCACUAGAACCAAACGCUUAUUUAUCUGUCAAUCACUGUAGAGCUGCUGUGCCAUGUGUAAUCUGUCCGCCAGCGUUUUAUAAUUAGAUAUUUGAAACUACUGAAAUAUGGCAAAUGGGAAAUAUUUGGGAAAACACAAAAAAAAACAUAUGUUGGUGUUGACUUUAUUCCUGAUUGUUAUGUGUGAUAACUGGGCUGAGGGUGUGGGACAUAAAACAGGUAGUGAUUUAAAGGACCAUAUCAGUGUUUUACAUAUUUUCUACAAACCAUUUGCCAAAUCAGUCCAUAAUGUUCAGACUUUAGAUGUGUUUUCUUCCAGGCAGCCUUCAUGUCAGAAUGUAUGAAGAAACGUGAAAUUAGAGUUCAGUUUUAUAAUCAUCAUCAACCAUGAUAUUGAGUGGCAACGCCGAGCAGAACCAAUCUGCCAUUAUAAAUGCUAGUUGACUUUCAUAAUGUAUGGGAAUGAAUGGGAGUGAAUGGAAACCAGUGGAAGCAUCAGAGGAGGAACGGAAUAGUUCAACAUUUGGGGAAUUACGCUGAAUUGCAUUCUUGAUUCACAUAUUACAUUUACAUCAGUCUGUGUGUUCAGUACAAAGCUGGAGUCAGGACGUGGUUAGCUUAGCUUAGUUUAGCUUAGCUUAGCUUAGCAUAAAGACUGAAAGCAGGGGAAACAGCUAGCCUGGCUCUGUCGGUAGUUCAGAACUCCACCUCUAAGGACUAAUAGUUAACAGGUUGUAUGUAGUUUGUUUCAUCAAGUUGUAGUUUUAGAGGGAAUUAUGUUUUGGAUGAAUAGAUGUUGAACUAUUUCUUUAAAAAAAAUCUGAAAUAAAAGAUGUUUAAAAUGGUCAAAAUGUAGUGCAAAGUAUUUCUGUAUAAACGGCUACAACGUGCAGAAACACUGACCUGGGCCUUUAAAGUGACACAGCUUGGAACCCUUUAAUUUGAAUGUCUCCAUGAUUCAUACAUUGUGCUGUACACUACAUAAAAUCAAUGUUUGAUAGUUUUCAGUAACAUUGAUCCUUUGAGGGACAAUUCAGUGCUGUUUUUAUGAAGACUUCUCAUGAUAAAGGUAUUAAAAGGUGCUAAGAGCCAAUAUAAUGUGCCAAAUUUGAACAUUUCACUGUUUUCAUGGACAGAAAUAGUUGAAGGGGCAUCAUACCCGUCAUACAGAAAACAUCUGUCAUACAGAAAACAUCUGUCAUACAGAAACGCCAACAACUCGAGUCGAAGAGCUGCAAACAUUGAUGACUGCACAAGUUGAGCAGCGCUGGUUCAUUGUGAUUUGGUCAUUCACAAAUCCUCUAAAGGCCCAGACACACCAAGCCGACAUCAGAGAACUAACAGCCGGAGCAAACAUUCUCAUUUUACAGCUAAACAGUCCACUACAAGAUGUUUCUGACAACAUGUGAGGAGAGAAAUAGGCAUUACAGUAACAGAAUAUUGAUUCAUAUCUGAUCAGCGCUGCCUAGUUUGACAGUAUGAUUGGAGUUGAUGAGCAGUGAUUGACAGCUGCUGUAGAGACUGCUCGGCUCUGAUUGGUUGUCGUUCUUCAUUUGGAGCACUAGACGGAGGCAGAGGAACCUUCUCAGAUGAUCUGUCAGGAUAUAGGGACAGUUUGAGCAAAUAUGACGAGAGUUAAUUGACAGUUGUUCAUGUACUGUUCCUUAGCCUAUUACAACCACCGUAAUUACUGAUGUAUUAAUGAUUAGUUCACAAUAGUUUUUAGAAAUACUGUAUCAAUGCUGUAUCAUUUGCAGUGUUCUAUAGACUUAACUAUAAGCAGCCGUACUGAGCUGCUGUAGUGAGCACUAUAUAUCAGUCACUAUAUUAACUUUUUCUCCAUUGCACAAAAUGUUCACCAACUGAUUUUUUAAAAGUUUAUUUGCUUGUUUCUUUCACAGGUUUUGUGCAUUUGCAUACGAGGUAUGAAAAUCGAUUAUCACUCAGCUAUAAAUGUGUCCAUUGUUGCCAUGGUGACUGAGCUUUUUUUAUAUUGACAUUUUUACUUUAAGACACAGUAUUUGUGAUUUCAUACAUUGUAAAUGUUGUACAGAAUCUAGUUACUAUUUAUGUGCAUAUCAUUUCGCUUAUUUAAAAGUCUCUUAGAGAGUUUUGACACAAAAUAACAAAAUAUGUGUUGUAGAUUAUAAUAUGAAGUCAGUAAUAUAUAACACACUUCAAAGUGUCAUAGCCAAAGUAUUUAACUGGAAUAAUAUUAAACAUGAUGAAAACAUAUUAUUGUCUGUCACAUCUCACAUGUGUUCACUUUGAUUUCUUUUACUUGUGUAUCACACAUGGAGGAGUUCUGGGUGACCAUGUUCUACAAACUAGAUGUGUAAAUAAAAUCCACUGGCUUUGGCAUGA